This is a messenger RNA of Rhipicephalus sanguineus (brown dog tick), 1291 nucleotides long. RefSeq lists its product as uncharacterized. NCBI's taxonomy places the organism in Eukaryota, Metazoa, Arthropoda, Arachnida, Ixodida, Ixodidae. The transcript has 2 exons. The coding region runs from base 28 to 393 and encodes 121 amino acids. The record is from RefSeq and is a predicted model, not a curated record.
CGCACGUGUCACGAAGUGUCGUCGGUGAUGAAAUGCGACGUUUGUGGCGUUGGCCUGUCUUCACUGGAAAAAUAUGUGGAGCACCACAUCGCAGCGCACAAAUUCGCCGCUGACUACGUGCAGCAGGCGUUCCACAAAGAUAAAGAAUUCAGUGAAUGGAAAGCUCAGGAAGAGGCGAAUGAGAACUGUUGGUUUAUUCUUCGCACGGCUCCUAAAAAGCUGGCCAGUGGGGAAACGAGGAGCCACUACUACUCUAAUAGAUCAGGAGUGGCUAGGUCAAAGGAAGGUCAUGGUAAUCGUCGAGAGAAAAGUCAGGGUACCUGCAAGUCCGCUAAGAUGUCUUUCAUUUAUUACUGUGACGAAGAAGGAGAACACUCAGAGCCCGGCACCUGAAGAUAUCACCAUAAAUGUAAGGUACCAAAGAAAGCAUUAUGGCCAUAAAGCAGAAAUUCAGCACUUGAGGAUGAGUGACAAAGAAAAGGCCAACGUUAACCAACGUAGCAGAGGACCUGGAGCGUGGUGUGCCCAUGAAAACCAUAUUGAAUAAUAUAAGAACAUCUGUUGCAUGUAAGCUGAGGCCAGCACAUUUGGCAGAACGCAUAACUCUGCAUAACAUCAAACGGCAGUUUCACAUCGCUGCUCCUGAACAGUGUCACACCAAUGAUGCUGUCAGUGUAGAUAUGUGGGUGAAAGCAAUGUAAGACAAAGGUAGAACACUUGUCUGUCUGUAUAAGGCACAAGGUGCAGUGGACCCAACUGGUACUUUUGGUGCAACAGAUUUUGCCCUUGCUUUGAUGACAGAGCCACAAAAAGAGCUGUUAGAAGAAUUGGGCACGGGCACUGUGUGUCUUGACUCAACACAUGGAACUACAGGGUACCAGUUUGAGCUGACCGCUCUUCUAGUGCUAGAUGAGUGGGAUAAGGUAUACCUAUAGCCUAUUUCAUCUGCAACAGGAUGAAUGAGGAAAACUUGGCAGUUUUUUUCAGGUCUCUUGAUUGUGCCAUCAACAAAAAAGUGGCUGCUAAGACAUUUAUGUCUGAUGACGCCUCACAAUUUUACAAGGCAUGGUCGUCAGUUAUGGGUGUCCCUCAGCAGAAACUUCUCUGCACCUGGCAUGUGGAUAGGAAUUGGCAGAAGAAGAUACAUGAGUGUGCAGAAAAACAACUGAGGCCAGACAUGUACCACAACGUGCGACUCCUUUUAGAGUUCCUUGACCAGCAAGAAUUUGAAAAUUAUCUUCAAUCAUUCCUUGACACUGAGGAAGAAAAACAGGGAUUUCCUGAAGUACUU